AGACCUCCCAGAGCAGGUUGUUGCGUUUUGGCUCUAAAGCCUGGAGACCUCCGAAGUGCUCGUCAGUUUUCGAAGUAGGAGCCAUGGCGACAACAGCUCAGUAUAUUCCGAGGAAUAACUCCUUACCGUCCAACCCGCUCAUGCAUCCGGAUUCGGAUAGGAUGCAUCAGGGGACGACCUACAGAGAGGUGCAGAAAAUGAUGCACCACGAGUACUUGCAAGGGCUAGCGGCUACCAACACGGGACACCCGAUGAGCCUGACGCACCACCAGUGGCUGCCCACCUCCAACACCGACUGGUCCAGCGGCACCCACAUCGGACAGCAGGAGCAAAAAGCCACCGUGCAGACGAGGGAGGACCUCAGCAGCGGCUUCCACCACAGAUCUCACCUGGUGCACCAGCAGACGCAGAGUACCCACCAUGGUUCGUGGGCACCCACCACAACGCACCACUUAUCCCCGCUCCCCCCUGCAUCCAACGGUCACCAGUCUCUGGUGUACUCGCAGCCUGGAUACACAAACCUUAACGCCAUGCUGAGUCCCCAGCCCGGCACCUUGCACCAUGGCAUGCGGGACACGCUCCACGACGAGUCGGGCAGCCACGACAACCAGAUGGAGUCGCCCCAGCAGGCGUUCAGCCACCACCAGGACCAGGACGAGGACGCGCCCAGCUCCGACGACCUGGAGCAGUUCGCCAAGCAGUUCAAGCAGCGGCGGAUCAAACUGGGCUUUACGCAGGCAGACGUGGGAUUGGCCUUAGGCACCCUGUAUGGAAACGUCUUUUCUCAGACCACAAUCUGCAGGUUUGAGGCGCUGCAGCUCAGCUUCAAGAACAUGUGCAAACUUAAGCCGCUCCUAAACAAGUGGCUGGAGGAGACAGACUCUAACACAGGCAGUCCCACCAAUUUGGACAAGAUUGCUGCGCAGGGCAGGAAAAGAAAGAAGAGGACCUCCAUUGAAGUGGGGGUGAAAGGGGCGCUGGAAAAUCAUUUCUUAAAAUGCCCAAAGCCGUCAGCUCAUGAAAUCACCAGUUUGGCCAACUCCCUGCAGUUGGAAAAAGAGGUUGUGCGCGUUUGGUUUUGCAACAGAAGACAAAAAGAGAAAAGAAUGACACCAAUUGGGAUCCCUCACCCGAAUAUGGAGGACGUAUAUUCCCAAGCAGAUACCCCUCCUCUACACCGCACACUACAGAGUCCUGUACAGUGACUAUUUUCAUGAACAAUCCGAUAAUAACCGCGGGGGGAUAGGAAAGGGACUAUGGAGUUUACAGUAUUUAAGUUUGGCUUUUGUUUUCCUGAGAGAAAAGAGACAUGGAAAAGUUGAACAGAUGAGUUUUGUCCUUAGUAUUCGGAGAUCGUCAUGUCCAACAAAUAGAUGGCAAGAGUGAAAAUGUUAAGAAGAAAAAAAAUCAAGAAAAAAAGACAAAAAAAUAUUCGCUAUACUGAUUCCGUGCGUAUUUAAAGUGAAACAAAGAUCUUUAUUUACCAAAUUAUAUGGAGGAGAAGGCAUAUAAAGUAAAUUUGAUAUCCCAUGGCUGUUUCAAAUGGGGAUUAAUUUAAUGUGGCAACUGAGGCCAUCUCCUCCUGGUGUUACAUGAACUGUUGGCGCUCACCAGAAUGAGGUGGUUGCCUGAAAAUGAUCAACACUGGAGACGAAUAGCCAACACUGAAUGAACAUUUUGCUUUUGCAGGCUUAAACUGAUUAACCAGAUUUCUGAAUAUUAGUGUAUACUUUCUUUGUUAUAUUAAGUGUGAUGUUUUGGUUUGGAAAUACUUUAACUUCAGUGUCUCUCUUUCUGCAGACUGUCUAUGAUUUCGUUCAUUAUUUUUGCUACUGUAACUCAUCAGAGCAGCCUCUAUUUUUUCUGUUUACUCAGUGGGAGUUGAUGGUGGAAAAGUGAUGGAAAUUGGGCACCCGAAAAAAAAUCAUAAUUAAGGUCAAACAUAUUUCAGAAAAAUGUCCAAUGCAACAGGACGUUUAAGUUCUGACUGCAUGCCUUAAACAACAUAUUUAAAGCUUUGCAGCUGACCGUCGAAAUUUGCAAACAGCACCAGACGCUAAAAGGGGAAUUCUUAAAUUUUAUUUUAUUUGGGGGGGGGGGGGGUUUGAUUGUUUUCAAAUUAUUGUUUUCUUUGCAUGGAGCACUUAUUCUUUCGUUGAUAUUAUUAUUGCGAUUUUAUAUUUGUUAAUACAAUUGUGAGUGGAGCAGAUCUCCAUCGGCUUAAACACAAUAAAUCCCAUGUUUACAGGUUCCUGGUUAUCACCACAGAGCGCUGUCAGCUCACACUGCUCACUGCCUGUUAAUCCUGUUGUAUUCCAAACAUUUCAAGAGAGAUUGGUCAAAUACGAAAUGAAAAGUAAUAAUAACUCAGGUAACUUCAGUGCCCCAUGUCGGAAUAUCACGCCUGUACAUGAUUUAUUUUGUUCCUCUGUGUUUUAGUUCUUUCAAUCUGGUUACAACCACACCGUUUUCCUUUGUCCCCUAAAUCCAUUGUAUUAUAUUAAAACGCUGGAUUCGGAGAAAAAGAAAAUAAUAAUUCCUUAAGGAGGAGCGAUGAAGGGACUUAACUUUAGAUAUAUUUAUUUUUUUCUGACCUGAAAAGAAAUCUUGCAUUGUGUGUCAUUUUCUCAAAGUUGGACCAGUCCAAAAGCCUACAGCAAUGCUAUUCAAUACAGAUGAGGGAAACGUUUUUUUUUU
This is a messenger RNA of Gymnodraco acuticeps, 2697 nucleotides long. RefSeq names its product POU class 3 homeobox 1 (gene pou3f1). Lineage: Eukaryota; Metazoa; Chordata; Actinopteri; Perciformes; Bathydraconidae. Gene Ontology annotation, molecular function: RNA polymerase II cis-regulatory region sequence-specific DNA binding; DNA-binding transcription factor activity, RNA polymerase II-specific. Gene Ontology annotation, biological process: brain development; regulation of transcription by RNA polymerase II. The transcript has a single exon. Gene Ontology annotation, cellular component: nucleus. The record is from RefSeq and is a predicted model, not a curated record. Bases 84 to 1205 code for a protein of 373 amino acids.